AUGUCUUCCUUUUUUGUUGCUUAUCCAAUUGUGCAGCUGCAAACUUUUUUUAUUAUCCUUGCGGGUGCUGCACCGUCUGGUAUUAUCGGCCUGUCUAGAAUCAGCACCUCAUCUCAAAUGCUGCGACUCCCAGGCAGCAGUGACGGCCGCUGCUAUCCAGCAGCUGGACUUCCAUGCGAUCGAAACGUCCAGCUCUCCGACACUGAAUUCAAAUCGGUAACAUCCAAUUGCGGUCUCAAAGGCAAAUGCGUUAAUGGCCGCUGUGUGGAAGAUAGAUGUACCGAUGUGACAUGCACCGAAAAUGAAAUAUGCCGAGAUGGUGCUUGCUGGUCGGUCACUGACUCAUUCUGUAUUACGCAUUUUGAUUGUGGACCAAUUUUCGAAUGCCACGAAAACAAAUGCGUCCCACUGAAGAGGCCACUCUCAUGUAACUGCGAUCCAGGCGAGGUGUGCCAGCAGGGGACAUGCUUCCCGGAUCCAAAAUGUGCUCACGUAUCUUGCUCGACCGGCUCUUUUUGCGUAGAUGGGACAUGUCAAACGGCAGUUGGUCGUGACUGCAUCAAUUCAGCGUGUGAAGGAGGUACAAUAUGUGUGAAUGGACGUUGUAUUCUGGAUCCAUGCACCAAUCGUUGUCCUCCGGAUCAUGCAUGUCGUGAAGGUCAGUGUAGGCUGCUGCAAGGAUUACAGUGUCAUGUCGAAUGUCCGAAACCGUAUGUUUGCGUCGAUGGGCGUUGCACAAAAAAUGCAUGUUUCGGUAAAAGCUGUCAGAUUGGUGAAACUUGUGAGAACGGUAUCUGCAUCAAAGUUGAGGGACGGCUAUGCAGCUUGGCAGUGCGCGAUUGUGCUGAACACUUUGAAUGCUUUUCCGGCACAUGUCAAGAUAUCUUUCAAAUGACCGGCGUAAUCACAGACAACGCGAAUAACACUGUUUUAUAG
Gongylonema pulchrum is the source of this 936-nucleotide messenger RNA. NCBI's taxonomy places the organism in Eukaryota, Metazoa, Nematoda, Chromadorea, Rhabditida, Gongylonematidae. The record is from the annotation of a GenBank genome assembly.